This is a messenger RNA of Solanum tuberosum (potato), 2400 nucleotides long. RefSeq names its product putative disease resistance protein RGA3. The coding region runs from base 70 to 1893 and encodes 607 amino acids. The record is from RefSeq and is a predicted model, not a curated record. NCBI's taxonomy places the organism in Eukaryota, Viridiplantae, Streptophyta, Magnoliopsida, Solanales, Solanaceae. Gene Ontology annotation, molecular function: protein binding. The transcript has 2 exons.
AAAAUCCUAAAACUCAGCUAUGAUUAUCUACCAUCUCCACAUCUGAAGAAAUGUUUUAGUUACUUUGCAAUGUUUCCAAAAGAUUUUGAGUUUGAGAAGGACCAACUAAUCCAACUCUGGAUGGCAGAAGGGUUUCUUCGUCCAUGUCAAGAGACCACUGUGAUGGAAGACGCCGGGAACAAGUUUUUCCAACUCUUGUUGCGAAAUUCCUUGCUGCAAGAUGUCAAGCUAGAUGAGCACAACAAUAUAACACACUGUAAGAUGCAUGAUCUUGUGCAUGAUUUGGCCAGAGAUAUAUUGAAAUCUAAAUUAUUUGAUCCAAAGAGAGUUGGAGGAGAAAAUCUUUCUCAAGUCCGAUACUUUGGAUGGGACUCACCAAGUGAUCAAAUAGAGAGGAUAAAUGAGCCAGGACGUUUGUGCACAUUGUUCUGGAAAAGAAAUCUAUCUGAAGAUAUGUUGUUGAGCUUUCAGUUCUUGAGAGUUUUAAAUUUGUCCAGGUCAGACAUCAAGGAGUUGUCAGCCUCAAUCAGCAAGCUAAUAUACUUAAGAUAUCUUGAUCUCUCCUACAAUAAGAUCAGAGCCUUACCCAGCUCCAUUUGCAAGCUCUACAAUUUGCAAACUUUUAGAGCCAAUAACUGUUUUUCACUCAGGAAGCUUCCAGUAGAAAUGGCAAAUAUGAUAAGUUUGAGACACAUAUAUUGCAAGUAUCAUUACCAAUCAUGUACAGGUAAGGAUCGGUUUCAGAUGCCACUUAAUAUGGGGCAAUUGACUAGUCUUCAGACGCUACAGUUUUUCUAUGUAGGUUUAAAGAAAGGUCGUCGAAUAGAAGAACUAGGUUGUUUGAAAAAACUUAGAGGUGAAUUGACGAUCGAACGUCUUCAAUUAGUCGGAAAUAAAGAAGAGGCUCGAACAACAUAUUUACAGGAGAAACCAAAUAUCUACAAGCUGGUGUAUUCAUGGUCCCGUGAUGAAUCAGAAGGCUGUGAGAUCAAUCAUGAGCAUGUGUUGGAUGGUCUUCAACCACAUCCGAACUUGAAAACCUUAGCAGUUGUGGACUAUUUAGGGACUAAAUUUCCUUCAUGGUUCAGUGAAGAAUUGCUACCAAAUUUGGUCAUGUUGAAAUUAAGUGGUUGCAAAAGGUGCAAAGAAAUUCCAUCACUUGGCCAACUGAAGUUCCUUCAGCAUCUUGAGCUGGUAGGAUUCCUUGAAUUGGAAUGCAUCGGACCUACAUUUUAUGGUGUUGAGAUAAUUGAUAAUGGAUCAAGCAGCAAUAAUGGCAAUAUCCAAGCGUUCCUGUCAUUGAAAGAACUAGUAUUGAAGAAUAUGGCUAGCCUUAUUGAGUGGAAGGGAGUUGAAGUUGGAGUAAGAAUGUUUCCUAGGCUUGAGAAGUUGAGGAUUAGUAACUGUCCCCUGUUAGAAAGUACUCCGAAUCAAUUUGAAAUCCUAUGUGAAUUAGAGAUUGUUGGAGUUGACAGUGAAAUGCCAUUGUUGAACUUGUGCAGCAACUUGACAUCUCUUGUGAAUCUUGUUGUUAGUAACGUGAAAGAGCUCAUUUUUCUUCCCGAUGAGAUGCUACGCAACAAUGUUUCUCUUCAACACCUAUUGGUCUCACUCUGCGGAGAGUUUCGUGAAUUGCCACAAAGCUUAUACAAUCUCCGUUCUCUUAAGAGCUUAGAAAUUACCAGCUGCACCAAUUUCAGUUCUUUUCCUGUUCCCAGUGGAGAGAGCUAUUUGACUUCCCUCCAAAGUCUUGAGUUAUCCAAUUGUAAUGGAUUGACCAGUUUACCAAGUGGAAUGCUAGAGCAAUGCCGGUCUCUAGAGAUUUUGACGGGGGACUUCACCACCUCACUGGGUUACAGCAUUUGGAAAUUGGUCCUUUCUCAGAGACGGUGAAUUUUGAGGCAUUCCAAUUGAUUUUUAAUGGCAUUCAGCAGCUAUCUUCCCUUCGUACAUUGGAGGUAUACGGACGUACGGAUUGGGAUUCUCUGCCCGAUCAGCUUAUGCAACUCUCUGCCCUAACGGAGAUCGGAAUAAAUGAUUUCGGAAUCGAGGCUCUUCCUCAUAGACUUGGCAACCUUACUUCUCUUGUAACAUUAGAUCUGGUGAGAUGCAAACGGCUACAACAUGUGGACUUCUCAGAUGCCAUGCCCAAGUUACGGUAUCUGGAGAUCCGUGAUUGUCCAUUGUUAGAAGCUCUGUCGGAUGGGCUCGGCAACCUUGUUUCUUUGGAAGAGAUAAGUUUAUGUAACUGUGAAAAAUGGAGCAUCUGCCAUCCAGAGAUGCCAUGCAACUCCUCACUAAAUUAUGGAACCUGCGAAUUAGUGUCUGCCCACAGUUAGAAGAAAGUUGCACCAAUCGGAGUGGCUCGAACUCCCAGUGGUCCAACAUUUCCCAUAUUCC